AUGUCCGGGGCUGCAGGGGUCCUCCGAGCUCUGCCAGCCACCGUCUCCUUCCUCAUCCUGCUCUGGGCAGCUGGCCUGGGUCCCAGGUGCCAGGCCCUGUGGGUGGACCGGGGCCCCCCUUCCGUGACGGUGACCAUGGGGGACGAGGCCCGCCUGCUGUGCCCGCACAAUGGCAGCAAAGCCAACGUCACCUGGUGGAUCAUCCUGCAGGGCAAUGCCUCAUGCCCCCCCAUGUUCCUGGGCUGGGGCCAGGGCCCCAAGGGCGAGCUGACCAUCCCGCAGGUGAACCGGACCCACGGGGGCAUCUACCAGUGCAAGGUGGAGGACGGCUCACGUACCCAGCGCUCCUGCGGAACCUACCUUCGCGUUGUCCAGCAGCUCCCCACGCCCUUCCUGGACAUGGGUGAGGGCACCAAGAACCGCAUCAUCACCGCUGAGGGCAUUAUACUGCUGUUCUGCGCUGUGGUGCCCGGCACGCUGCUGCUCUUCCGGAAGCGAUGGCAGAAUGAGAAGUUCCGGAUGGACGCCCAGGAUGACUACGAGGAUGAAAAUCUGUAUGAGGGCCUGAACAUCGAGGACUGCUCCAUGUACGAGGACAUCUCCCGGGGGCUUCAGGGCACCUACCAGGACGUGGGCAGCCUCCAGGUGGGAGAUGUGCAGCUAGAGAAGCCAUGACCCAGACCCGCUGUCCUGCAUGCUGGCUCCACCCCUCGUGUCUCUGGCUGGACCUUUGCCAUCUCCUCCCUCCUGGGCCUCCUGCUCUGACCGCACACCUUGAUACCCCAUCCUCCCGGGCCUCCUUUCCAGGAUCCUCUUUCUGGUCCCUCCCUGGGGCUCCCUCCCUGGCUGGGUAAUGAGCCCUUAAUCGCUGCUGCUUCGAGGGGAGCUGAUUGUAGCAGCCUCGUUAGUGCCCACCCCUCCCCACUGCUCUGUCAUGGCCACUUAGUGAUAAUAAAUCCUUUCCAACUGCA
Echinops telfairi (small Madagascar hedgehog) is the source of this 971-nucleotide messenger RNA. RefSeq names its product CD79a molecule (gene CD79A). The transcript has 5 exons. The record is from RefSeq and is a predicted model, not a curated record. NCBI's taxonomy places the organism in Eukaryota, Metazoa, Chordata, Mammalia, Afrosoricida, Tenrecidae. Gene Ontology annotation, molecular function: transmembrane signaling receptor activity. Gene Ontology annotation, biological process: B cell receptor signaling pathway; B cell differentiation. The coding region runs from base 1 to 675 and encodes 224 amino acids. Gene Ontology annotation, cellular component: external side of plasma membrane; membrane; B cell receptor complex.